AUGUCUGCUGCUGUCGCCACUGACUUGAAUUCGGAUAUCAUUCGUGGUAACCGUCGUAAGUCUGUUCCCGAAGAGACUUACAACAAAGCUUUAGCUCGUACUUUUCUUCAAUUAGAAGCCAAGUAUGGGUCUGUUGAUCACAUCAAGUUUGACCCAGAUGUGCACUUGGCUUACUAUGCUGGCUCCUUGGAAGACAAAGCCCGUUUUCACAGUAUUAGAAGAAUCACCAUGGAAGAAUUGAAGUUGACCAAUGCAAAGCAAAUCUCUCCAAUUGGUGUAACGGACGCUUUCCCAUUGUUCACCGAGGAAGCCAUCGACAUCAUGAAAUUGGAGGUAUUGCGUAAGCUGACAUUUUUGGAGCAUGCCAGAUACUCGAAUUCUUCCACCUCUGGCUUGGAUUGUAUGGUUAGAGGCUACGUUAAGGACAACGAGAAGAUUAUUAACCCAUUCAUUUACGAUGCUUGGACCCAUCCAAAAACAAUGGAGUUGGUGUCAUUAAUGGCUGGAGUUGACUUGGAAAUUGUUAUGGACUACGAAAUCGCUCAUGUUAACCUCGGAGUUUGCGACGAGGGCACUGCCGAGGAACAACGUAUGGCUCACGAACAAACUAAGCGGGAGAAGGUGUUUGCUGGAGAAGAAGAUGGCAGUGAUAUCCCUGCUAUUGUUGGAUGGCACCACGACUCCUAUCCCUUCGUGUGUGUGCUUAUGUUGUCUGACACUUCCGAAAUGAUCGGCGGUGAGACUUAUCUCCGCACCGGUGACAACAAGAUUACUAAAGUUUCUGGUCCAACCAAGGGAGCUGCAGCAAUGUUACAAGGCCGCUUGAUUUCUCACUUGGCUCCAAAGCCAGUUGGCGCCUCUGAAAGAAUCACAAUGGUGACUUCAUACAGACCAAAGGAUCCCGAGUGUCACGAGGGUUCUGUUUUGUCCACAGUGAAACCAGAGAUUGAGUACGGAUCAAUCUACAACUCUUUCUACCGUCAAUGGGUGCAAUAUAGAGCUGACUUGGUCAAGAAGAGAUUGGAUAAAUUAAUCGACAAUGUCAAGUCUAAUGAGGUGUUUGACAAGGAAGGGGUCACUAAGUGUCUUACAGACAUUGAGUCAUACUUGAAAAACACAUACAAGGAAAUGGAGGUGACCGAAGAUGAGUGGGACCGUAUUAGAAUGAAGGGUUGA
This is a messenger RNA of Australozyma saopauloensis, 1176 nucleotides long. RefSeq lists its product as uncharacterized. The record is from RefSeq and is a predicted model, not a curated record. The transcript has a single exon. The coding region runs from base 1 to 1176 and encodes 391 amino acids. NCBI's taxonomy places the organism in Eukaryota, Fungi, Ascomycota, Pichiomycetes, Serinales, Metschnikowiaceae.